AUGAACGCGAUUACGCCCUCACAGGAGUGGGGCCACUACCUGGUGAGACACCGACUGCUUAUCGAGGAGAAAGGCUAUGUGGAGGGAUUCGUCGUGGACCCUUACUCCGAGAGAGACAAAAAUAUCGGCAACAAACGGCACUUCAGCAAAUCCAACUUAUCGAUCCCGUCAAAUAUAUCGAAAGUUCCGAGCAAGGCGUCCAGCAUGGUCUCCUUCCAGCGUUCCAUGAACAGCGUCGCCUACAGCAACGGAGGCCUUUCUGUAGACUCAGUACCUUCCAGGCUCACAUUGGAAUCCAACGUGUGA
Molecule: messenger RNA, 306 nt
Organism: Mya arenaria
Lineage: Eukaryota; Metazoa; Mollusca; Bivalvia; Myida; Myidae
Exons: 2
Coding region: 1-306 (101 amino acids)
Source: RefSeq, a predicted model, not a curated record